Hemibagrus wyckioides is the source of this 1973-nucleotide messenger RNA. RefSeq names its product TGF-beta receptor type-2-like. Gene Ontology annotation, cellular component: plasma membrane; signaling receptor complex. Gene Ontology annotation, biological process: transforming growth factor beta receptor signaling pathway; protein phosphorylation; heart development. Gene Ontology annotation, molecular function: transforming growth factor beta binding; transforming growth factor beta receptor activity, type II; metal ion binding. NCBI's taxonomy places the organism in Eukaryota, Metazoa, Chordata, Actinopteri, Siluriformes, Bagridae. Bases 151 to 1821 code for a protein of 556 amino acids. The record is from RefSeq and is a predicted model, not a curated record. The transcript is spliced from 7 exons.
UCAUAGCGACAAACUUCUUCCUUCUUUCUCUUUCUCUGUGAACGCGUGUGUGGUGUGUUGUGUAAAGCAGAGGGAGGAGAUGGAUGAAGAACCUGCUCAGUAGUGGGUAUAUAAGUGUGUUUAAAUGGAGGUUAUGAUGAUGGCUGAUGGAUGGAGCAGUGGAAUGAUCCGUUUAGAGGAGUGGUAAUGGAGCGACUCGGUCAACCUGUGGUGCGCUGCGCACUGCUGCUCGCCUGCACUUCCCUUUUUACAGGCCUCCAUGCGAGUCCCGUCUCUCACAAUCCAUUCAUUCUGAGUAAUCUGUGUAAGUUCUGUGAUGUCAGGCAGAGUGAGUGUAAUGGCACUGAGGGUCACUGCAUGGUCCCCUGCAAUAUCACCUCCAUCUGUGAGCACAGUGACGAGGUCUGCGUUAGUGCAUGGCGCAGGGAUGGUGAGAAUAUUACCGUGGAAACAGUGUGUCAUAACCCGGCGUUGCCGUUUUAUGGUGUGAUGCUGAAAGACUUCAACACCAAGGAGUGCGUGAUGAAGCAGUACGAAAAACUCGGGCCUGAUAUGUACGUCUGCUCCUGCAGCCAAGAGGAGGAGUGUAACGAAAAGCUCAUUUUCUCCAUCGAGACACCAGUGAAGACCCCCCUGAUGUCCAUCGUCCUGGUCGUCCUGGUGCCUGUCGCCAUGCUGGUCCUCGCACUCCUCUCCUUUAUUUACUGUUGCUGCGUCCACUCACUCCGCUCGUCCAAAAUGAAGCACGACUUCAGCGACACACGCUCCAUCCUCACCCUCAGACACGAACGUUCGGACAGCGUCUCUAACUGGCUCAAUCACAACACGGAGCUUCUGCCCCUCCAUCUGGAUGAGAUGGUGGGAAAAGGACGAUUCGCCUCUGUGCAUCGCGCCCGGCUCGGCCAGAAGAGUGAAAACGGGGUGUUCCAGAUGGUCGCGGUGAAGAUCUUCCCACUGGAGGAGUUUCUGUCCUGGAAGACCGAGCGCGAGAUCUUCCUGGACCCAGAGCUCUGUCACGAGAACAUCGUCCACUUCCUGGCCGCGGAGAAGCACACGCUAGAGCGACAGCUGUGGCUGAUCACGGCCUAUCACUCUCGAGGAAACCUGCGAGACUUCCUCAGUGGACACCAGCUGGAGUGGGAGGAGCUCUGCAAGAUGGGUGGUGAUAUCGUAAGGGGCUUGGCUCACCUGCACAGCGACCGAAACACAGUGGGCGGAGUCAAAUCGGCGAUCGCUCACCGAGACCUGAAGAGUGACAACGUGCUGGUGAAAGAUGACCGAAGCUGCUGCAUCUGUGACUUCGGCCUCAGCAUCAAACUGGACAGCAACAUGAGCACAGAGGAGCUCGCUAACAGAGGACAGGUGGGCACGGCGAGGUACAUGGCCCCCGAGGUGCUGGAGUCCAGACUGAACCUGGAGAACAUCGAGUCCUUCAAGCAGGCAGAUGUUUACUCCAUGGCUCUGGUGCUGUGGGAGAUCACCUCCAGGUGCAGCGCUAAUGGAGAGGUGAGAGAGUACGAGCCACCGUUUGGAAAGCUGCAUCAGCCGUGUAUCGAGAGCAUGAAGGACAUGGUGAUCCGAGACCGAGAGCGACCAGAGAUCCCGUCCAGCUGGAGGACACACCCGGGUGUGAACCUGGUGUGUGAGAUAAUCGAGGAAUGCUGGGAUCAGGAUCCAGAGGCUCGGCUGUCGUCUCUGUGCGUAUCCGAGAGAUUUCAUCUUUUCAGCGAUCCCUUGUUCCUCCACUCCGACUCUGUGGAUGAGGAGAAAGCAGGCAGCCUGUCAGAGUCAGGGGCGGAGUUAUUACAGUUAACUUCCUGAAAUGACUGAAAUUCAAUGUCUUUGAAGAAAAUCUGCUUCAAAACCCAGAGCUUUUAUAAUUAAUGCUAACAUUUCUGUACUGUGAAUAAAGAGCUAAUGAAACAGUGACGCAAACCCAUUUUAUAAUAAAGCACAUGAAGCUAACCUGCUAA